Moneuplotes crassus is the source of this 1683-nucleotide messenger RNA. Lineage: Eukaryota; Ciliophora; Spirotrichea; Euplotida; Euplotidae. The record is from the annotation of a GenBank genome assembly.
CUUAAAUAUGGACAAAGAAGAGAGAAUUCAGAAGCUAGAAGCGAUGAUUGAUAAUAUGGAUAUAGCGAAGAAGGCAUACCUUGUUGAUUUAUACCAUAAGGCAGGAUAUAAGCAUGAAAAAUAUUGAGAAACAGACAAUAAGAGACCAGGACCAGCUAUGGAACCAACAAAAGAUGAGAAGCAAGAGAUGCAUGAUAGAGAUAAUUUUGCAGCACUCGAGAGGAAGAAGAGAAGGUUUAUGCUUACUUCUAGCAAACUGAAUCUAGAGCUUAUUGAUUGGAAUAAAUUAGUUGCUCUCCAUAAUCUCAAAAAUGAUGUUAACAAGAUUUUCUUUGUAUCUCAACCUAUGGGAGCUUUCGUGAUAAAAAUGUGUAGUGAAGUAGUCCCUACUUAUUUUGGAAGCAGAUUACUUCAAUGACUACAGAUCCCUACACCAGAUGUAAAGCUUCUUCCUUUCUAUAAUGAUGAGUUCAAAACGAUGGUUCACUCAAUGGAAGCUCUGACGUUACAUGAUGAUCAUCUGAGGCAUGUAGUGAGAUUAAGUAUGGAUAGACCAUUCAUACUCUUACAGGAGUAUAUCCCUGCUAUCACAUUGAACAAAAUUGGGGACAAGAGAGCAGAAAGAUGACUCAGUACAAACUAUGCAGAUGCUAGUAGCAGAUUGAUUAACAUCGGUAGAAUUAUUGCUGCUGAUAUUCUCAUGAAUAACAACGAUAGAUUUCCUUUGAUCUGGGACACUGACGGAAAUUACGGGAAUAUUCUUUUUGAAGUAAAGACUGAUGAGAAAGUAGAUGAUGAGCUUCUGUUAGAGCCUACUUAUACUGAAAUCAACUUCAAUGAUUCUGUUGCAAUCGAUACUCAGGUUAGAUGAAUUGAUGAAUCAAAUCGAUAUGGAAAAGUUGGUGCUGAGAAGUACAUAAAAAGAGUAAAUAGCUUCAUCGAUGUGAUUUUCUCUGACCUUAAAGAAAUUAUAUCUGGUAAUUCAUCAGUAAAUAGCUAUGAUUAUGACUCAAUGAAGAACCUGGCUUCAUUUGUGUACACUUACACAGGCUAUGACAUUAGAGGUAGGUCUCUCUUCAGAAUCAUCGAGGGGAUAAUAAUUGGGAUAUUCAACAUCAAAAAUAUGGGAAUGGAAGUCAUUCGGAAGGUCCUUGAGCAUACAGAAAAUGCUAUUGAAAAAGACUGGAAAAAUGUAUGGUCUGAUGGUGUUUCAACAAUCAAGAUUGAAUUUAUUCAGAAAAUCUAUGAUGCCAUGUGUCAAAGACUUGAGAUGUAUCCAAAAGAAUUAAGAUGGGUCCUGAGAACCCAUCUGUUGAACUUUGUAGUUGAUAAAGAGUUUAGAGAUGAAGCCGACCAAGGAUUUAUUAUUAGAAAAUAUCUUGAUGAAGAAGGGGUCAAGAUGCUCUCUGAGCUAGAACAUAGCGGCAUUGACCAAGCACCUGAUUCGAGCGAGGAUGGAUUCCAGCAAUAUAAAGAUCCUCUCCUUGAUGGAGGUGACGCAGGAGAUGCUGGAGAAUACAAAGGAUUCAUACCAAAGCAAGUUCGAGAUGAAAUAGCUCCAUCAAUUCCAAAAGAAGAAACAAAGGAAAUGGGUGAGCCAAAGAACAUCAGGGAUCAAUGGGGAAAGAAUUAAAUUAUAAAGAUCAGCAUUGCUUUAUUUCAUAAACUGACUAAUCAACAGAU